AUGCGCGUUACAGGUUUUGAGGAAGAGGUGGAAACUGAACGACAAGACUUCCACAAGGACUGGGACCGACGUGUUAGAGUACAUUUCGACCAGCCCGGCCGAAAACACAGACGUCGUGAGGCUCGUCUUGCAAAGGCUGCUGCCGUUGCUCCUCGCCCAGUCGACAAGCUCCGCCCAAUUGUCCGAUGUCCCACCAUUAAGUACAACAGCCGCGUCAGAGCUGGACGUGGUUUCUCUCUCCAGGAAUUGAAGGAAGCCGGUAUCCCACGCAAGCUUGCUCCAACCAUUGGUAUCACCGUUGACUACCGCCGUGGCAACGUCUCCGCCGAAUCCCUCUCCGUCAACGUCGCCCGCCUAAAGGCCUACAAGGCCCGCUUGAUCCUCUUCCCCCGCAAGAGCGGUCAGUUCAAGAAACUCGACUCCUCUGCCGAAGAGAUCAAGGCUGCCAAGGAAGGUCUGGCCAAGACCAUCGACUCCGUUCUCCCCGUCACCAACCCUGCUCGUGAGAACGCCAUCUCUGAGAUCAACAAGUCCGAUCUACCAAAGGGAGAAGAGAACGCAUACCGCAGAAUGAGAACUGCACGAAGCGAUGCUAGACUCGUCGGUGUUAGGGCGAAGCGCGCAAAGGCCAAGGCCGAUGAGGCCGCUGCUGCAAAGAAAUAA
Molecule: messenger RNA, 663 nt
Organism: Microsporum canis CBS 113480
Lineage: Eukaryota; Fungi; Ascomycota; Eurotiomycetes; Onygenales; Arthrodermataceae
Product: 60S ribosomal protein L13
Exons: 4
Coding region: 1-663 (220 amino acids)
Biological process (GO): translation
Cellular component (GO): ribosome; cytosolic large ribosomal subunit
Molecular function (GO): RNA binding; structural constituent of ribosome
Source: RefSeq, a predicted model, not a curated record